AGCCAUCCAUCCUCCCCUUCCCCUCUCUCCCCGGCCCUUCUCUCUCUUUCUCUCUCCAGGCCCCCAUCGCCUCCGCGGGCCAGGGAGGCGCCGGCCGCCACCAUGAGUUCCUUCAGCUACGAGCCGUACUACUCGACCUCCUACAAGCGGCGCUACGUGGAGACGCCCCGGGUGCACAUCUCCAGCGUGCGCAGCGGCUACAGCACCGCGCGCUCCGCUUACUCCAGCUACUCGGCGCCCGUCUCCUCCUCGCUGUCCGUGCGCCGCAGCUACUCGUCCAGCUCCAGCUCUUUGAUGCCCAGCCUGGAGAACCUCGACCUGAGCCAGGUAGCCGCCAUCAGCAACGACCUCAAGUCGAUCCGCACGCAGGAGAAGGCGCAGCUCCAGGACCUGAACGACCGCUUCGCCAGCUUCAUCGAGCGCGUGCACGAGCUGGAGCAGCAGAACAAGGUCCUGGAAGCCGAGCUGCUGGUGCUGCGCCAGAAGCACUCCGAGCCGUCCCGCUUCCGGGCGCUGUACGAGCAGGAGAUUCGCGACCUGCGCCUGGCGGCGGAAGACGCCACCAACGAGAAGCAGGCGCUGCAGGGUGAGCGCGAGGGGCUGGAGGAGACGCUCCGCCAGCUGCAGGCGCGCUAUGAAGAGGAGGUGCUGAGCCGCGAGGACGCCGAGGGCCGGCUGAUGGAGGCGCGCAAAGGCGCAGACGACGCGGCGCUGGCCCGCGCCGAGCUGGAGAAGCGCAUCGACAGCCUCAUGGACGAGAUCGCUUUUCUGAAAAAAGUGCACGAGGAGGAGAUCGCCGAGCUGCAGGCCCAGAUCCAGUACGCUCAGAUCUCGGUGGAGAUGGACGUGUCCACCAAGCCCGACCUCUCCGCCGCGCUCAAGGACAUCCGCGCGCAGUACGAGAAGCUGGCCGCCAAGAAUAUGCAGAACGCCGAGGAGUGGUUCAAGAGCCGCUUCACGGUGCUGACCGAGAGCGCCGCCAAGAACACCGAUGCCGUGCGCGCCGCCAAGGACGAGGUGUCCGAGAGCCGCCGCCUGCUCAAGGCCAAGACCCUGGAGAUCGAGGCUUGCCGGGGCAUGAACGAAGCGCUGGAGAAGCAGCUGCAGGAGCUGGAGGACAAGCAAAAUGCCGACAUCAGUGCUAUGCAGGACACAAUCAACAAAUUAGAAAAUGAAUUGAGAACCACGAAGAGUGAAAUGGCAAGAUACCUGAAAGAAUACCAAGACCUCCUCAAUGAAUAA
Molecule: messenger RNA, 1242 nt
Organism: Otolemur garnettii (small-eared galago)
Lineage: Eukaryota; Metazoa; Chordata; Mammalia; Primates; Galagidae
Gene: NEFL
Product: neurofilament light
Exons: 3
Coding region: 103-1242 (379 amino acids)
Biological process (GO): neurofilament bundle assembly
Cellular component (GO): intermediate filament; cytoplasm; axon
Molecular function (GO): structural constituent of postsynaptic intermediate filament cytoskeleton
Source: RefSeq, a predicted model, not a curated record